Messenger RNA from Prorocentrum cordatum, 641 nucleotides. Lineage: Eukaryota; Dinophyceae; Prorocentrales; Prorocentraceae. The record is from the annotation of a GenBank genome assembly.
UUGCGCGUGCUCGGCUACGACUGGAAACCUGUGGCGGCGCGUGACAUCAAUCUGACCAACAACACCUCCGCCCUAUCGAUCACCGCCGACGGUUGGGUGCAGAUCGACGAAGGGACGCUCAAGGGCACCAUCUUGCAGACCCCUCGCCUGCCUCCCGAGCAGCUCCGGUAUAUGGUGUACGGGUCGAGGAACGAUGCAUUUGUUACUCGCCACCGGGUGAAGUCAGGUAACAUUCAGUUCACCCCCGCGACGGCCGUGGCGAGGUGCCUGUUGGCAAACAUGUUGGGUGGCUGCAUGACCGAUCGCCUCGCCUCUGCAAUCGAAGACAUCAAGGCCAACGCAGAGACGCACGCCAGCGGGUAUGUCCUGGAUGACGCCUACCAGGAGGUCGACGACUACCUCAAAGAGUUGGGCAUAGACACGGGGGCGGCCGCGAAAUUGUCGCAGGACCACGGCGCGUGCUCCACGUCGGAGCUAGUGCGUGAUUUCUCGGUCAUCAACUACGUGAGCAAGUUCGCUAACGCGGGCAUGCGCGCAUCGGAGCACGCUGGCCUGCGGUUCACAAAGGCCGACGUGAGGCUACUAGUCAGCGACGACCGCCUUGCCGAGCUGACAGAGAUGGAAAGGGACGAAUUCUACGA